CGAACAGUGUGACUGUCUGAUAGCUAUGCUUCGUCGUUUCUGCUUGCAGUCGCAUGCGCACUUUCCUGAAAGAGGUUCACGCAGCUGCACAUCCUCGUACCGAUUCGAUAGUGAACCUAAAUCCUGCCGCGACGCCACCGUUUUAGUCAACGCCAGUCAUGCGCAGCUAAAUGAAGUGAACAAAGCGAAUCUCCUGUGAAAGCCCGCGAUAACGAUGCGACUAAAAACGUCGUUACUGAAAGAGCCGAAGCAUCAGGACAUUACGUGCUGCGUCGCCUGGACGUCCGCAGACGAAGUCUACUCUGUUAGCGACGACCAUGUGAUUCUCAGCUGGAACAAUUUUACAAGUGAAGCUACAAAGAUAACUCAACUUCCGAAUGAGGUGUUUCCGACAGACAUUCACUGGUUUCCCAGGACGACCGUCAUGGGAAAACAGCAGUCGUCAGCUUCUGACUUCUUUGCUCUAACUGCAACUGAUGGGAGGCUUUAUUUGGUGUCAAGGACUGGGAAAAUAGAGAAGAAGGUUGAAGCACACAGGGGUGCUGUUUUGUCAGCAAGGUGGAACCACGAUGGCACAGCACUAGUCAGUGUCGGUGAAGAUGGACAGGUCAAGAUAUGGUCUCGUAGUGGCAUGUUGAGAUCCACCCUCAGUCAAAACAGUACACCUGUUUACUCAGUGGCAUGGGGUCCAGAUAACAACGUACUGUAUACAAAUGGAAAAAACCUGAUCAUAAAGUCAUUGCAGGCUGGGAAUGCAAAACCCUUACAGUGGAAAGCACAUGAUGGAAUCAUAUUAAAGGCUGAUUGGAAUGCCGUCAACAACCUGAUACUUUCUGGGGGCGAGGACUGCAGAUACAGGGUUUGGGAUAGCUAUGGCAGACAGCUGUACUCUAGCUCCACGAGUGAGUAUCCUGUGACAUCGCUGGCUUGGACACCAGAUGGCGAGCUGUUUGCUGUUGGAUCGUUCAGCACACUGCGGCUCUGCGACAAGGCAGGAUGGUCACAUGCACUAGAGAAACCUGCUACUGGCAGUAUAUUCAACAUCGCAUGGUCAGUCGAUGGUACACAGAUGGUUGGGGCAUGCGGAAAUGGACACGUCAUAUUUGCACAUAUUAUUGAAAGGAGGGUUGAAUGGAAGCAGUUUGAGUUGGUCGUUGCCACGAGGAAGACGAUCCUCGUGCGCAACGUCACCGAUGACUCGCGCGAGAAGCUCGACUUCAGGGAUCGCAUCGUGAAGCUGUCGAUGGCCUUCAACCACCUCGUCGUCGCGACGACGUCUCAGUGUUACGUGUACAGCUCGAAGAACUGGAAUACGCCCAUGAUCUUCGAUCUCAAGCAGAGCGUUUCGCUGAUAGUCCAAGCCGAGAAGCACUUCCUGCUCGUGGAUAGCAUUGGAAUAUCGCUAUACUCGUACGAAGGGCGGUUCCUGUCAUCACCAAAGUACGUGGGACUGAGAGCAAAUGUGCUGAAUCUACAGACUGUCUCCCUCAGCAACGACACGGUUGCCGUCCGAGACAAGGCAGACGAGAAACUGGUGUAUCUAUUCGAAGCACACAGUGGGAAAGCACUCUCUGAUAAGCCACUUGCUCACAAGAUGGAGGUAGUGGAGUUGGCACUGGACCAGCAUGGACCUAUGUCUGAGCGACGGUUAGCCCUAAUAGACAAGAAUCGGGACCUCUAUCUGGCGACCGUGAGAACAUUUGGCACCGCUCAUAAAGUCAUGAAGCUAGCUGUGAUGAUACAGUCGAUGUCGUGGAACGAUGAUACCAACAUGCUGGCUGCCCUGCAGGAUGGCAGGUUUACAGUCUGGGUAUACCCUAAUACCGCCUUUGUCGACCAGGCUCUCCUACCAAAAACUAUAACGGAGAAGGACUCGAGCGAGUUUGGCAAGAACCCGUUCAUCAUCAGUUUCCUGGGCAACCACGUCACGUUGAGGCGCGUCGAUGGUUCGCUAGUGACGACGGGAAUCACUCCGUACCCGGCAAUCCUGCAUGGCUACGUGUCCAGCGCCCACUGGGACGAGGCUGUCAGACUCUGCCGCUUCGUCAAGGAGACAUUUCUAUGGGCGUCGCUCGCAGCAAUGGCUGCAUAUGCGAAGGAGUUGGCGACUGCAGAGGUUGCUUAUGCUGCAAUUGAUGAGGCUGACAAGGUGAACUACAUCCAGUACAUUAAGGAGCUGCCGAGCAAGGAGGCGAGGAAUGCGGAGAUGGCGCUGUUCGGUGGCAGCCCGCAGGAUGCUGAGGGCAUACUGCUGCAGGGAGGGCUGGUGUUCAGAGCGAUCAUGAUGCACAUCAAUCUCUACAGCUGGGACCGGGCGCUCGAGCUGGCUCUGAAACACAAGACUCACGUUGACACAGUACUUGGCUUUAGACAGAGAUAUCUGGUGAAGUUCAACAAGUCUGAGACAAAUAAGCGGUUUCAGCAGUAUGCUGAGGGGGUGGACAUUGACUGGGCAAAGAUAGAAGCCAAGAUCGAGAUGGAAGAACAGAAGGAGCGAGAAGGCAAAAGAAAAUAGGACCCCAUAUUUGAGCUGAAUAGAGAAAAAUUGAUCGGCAAAUCCAAAAGAAUAAUGGUUAGAAAAAAUUGACUGACUACACGAGUUUUGACUGUUAUGAGGAUGAGUUAUUUCUAGAUAAACCGAGUGUGUGAUAAGUCUGUAAUAAAAAUGUAUAAAUGUAAAACGUAACCUACCAGAAACUCAAUUCACUCCGUCCAUUUAUAGCAUUGUAUUAAUUAGAAAAACACUUAGCAAUAAGACGUUAUAAACUGGCUUUACUUAUAUUACCUUUUAAUACAUAGCUUGCCUACCUCUGCGGUAGUUGUGUUGUGUAAGUGUUCUUAAUUUUAAAUUUAAACGGAAGAUGAUGUGAACAAGUUGUAUAUUUAACAGAAUCUGUGUAUUUGAUCUGUAUAUAUUAUUUCCGCACACAUAACUUGCUUAAUACUCUAACAUUGUGUUACUUUAAGGUAAAUGUUCUCAUUUCAAAAUGCAGAAAGAAACUAGUGUAAACGAUUCGUGUGUUAAACUCAGUCUAAGUUUAUUUGCCCCGUAUGUAUUAAUUUGCCAUACCAUAACUUGUGUACGGUAGUUUUGUUAAGUAAGUGUUCUCAUUUUGAAAUGUAAAACAAACUAGUCAAAAGUAGUUGUAUAUUAAACUCGGCCUGCGUUUAUUAGCUUCAAA
This is a messenger RNA of Priapulus caudatus, 3182 nucleotides long. RefSeq names its product intraflagellar transport protein 80 homolog. The record is from RefSeq and is a predicted model, not a curated record. Gene Ontology annotation, biological process: cilium assembly. Gene Ontology annotation, molecular function: protein binding. The transcript is spliced from 19 exons. Lineage: Eukaryota; Metazoa; Priapulida; Priapulimorpha; Priapulimorphida; Priapulidae. Gene Ontology annotation, cellular component: cilium; centrosome; intraciliary transport particle B. Bases 215 to 2515 code for a protein of 766 amino acids.